AUGCUGGUUGUUAAGGCAUACGAUACCAAGAAAGGUGCGAACGGCAGCAGCACCUUGGAUGCUUCUCCUGCGGCCUCAUCAUAUUCCACAGACAGCGCUGCUGGUCCCAUGACAGUACUCGAAGAGAAGACUGCCAACAGGCGCAUAUUAUCCGCGUACGAAACACUCUCCAGAGAGGGAUUUACUGUAGAGCAGGUGGAGAAUGCGCUCUCGUCACUCGUCCCCUCGUCGCUUUCCCUGGAAGCAGCUUUUGAUUGGCUCUGCCUGCACUUGGCACCUCAGCAGCUGCCGCAUCAUUUCGCCUCGGCAGCUGCCACUGCCACGCUGGCACGAGGUGACGUGGAGGUGGUGCUUGCUGCUGCUGACGUGGAAGGGGAAGGACAGCGAGGCGGCGACGACGCAUGGGGAAAAGACGGAGAUGAGGAAGGGGGAAGUGGGGGAAGGUCCUCAGCAGCAGAAGCUGAGAAAUUCAGGAAGAUGGAAGAAGAGAGGAAGGCGAAGGAGGAGGCAGAAGAGAAGGAGAGAGAGAAGGAGAGGAAGAAAAAGCAAGCGGAUUGGAUCAAGCGGUAUGUGACGGAAUAUGAGAGUGAGGAGGAGGAGAGUGAGGGUGAAGGGAAGGAGGAGGAGGACGAGGAGGAGGAUGACUGGGAGAAGGUAGCAGAUGGGGUGGGUUCAGCUGGAUCAACAGCAGGAAACGACCUGCUCAAGGGUUCUCCUCUCUGGGAGGUUUGGGCGGAUGCAAGAGAGAGAAGACGGAGGAAGGAGCUCAGGAAAAAGACCCCUGCAGAGCAGCGCGUGCAGUCCUUGGCGAUGGAUCUGGGGAGGGCUAAGGGGGAGGCGGCACGUGCGAAAGGGUGCAUGGACAAGGGCAGGCAGGCAGAGGCGGGGUUGCUGAUCCGCGAGAUCAAAGAGGAGGCUGCAGCAUAUGGUUAUUCUGAAUCCAUGCUCGAAGAGGCCAACCAGGAGCAGCAGCGGGUUGCUGCAGGAGAGGAUGAGGAGAACGCGGAAGAGGAAGGAGGGUUUGGGUUGUUUGGGGAAGAGGAAGAGGAGGAGGAAGCGCCAUCGGAAAGGGGAGGGAAAGCAGCAAGUGGAGAGGGGGAAGGAGCAGGGGCAGGAGCAGCAGGAAAGCCAGCAGAAAAGGAGGCAGAAGAGGAGGAUAUGGGGCUGGAAGGCAUGUCUCUCUUCGAUGAUGAGAGUGACGAGCAAGGGGGGAUGGGGAAGGGCGCAGCACCAGCAUUGCCUGAGUCUGUUCUGGCGCUGCAGCGGAAGAGUGCGAGGGAGAGAGCGUGGCAGCAGCAGCAGCAGCAGCAGAUGCUGGCGGGUGGCAGGGGGGGAGGGAAAGGUGGAGGGAAGGAUAAGAAAGGCAAGGACGCUGCUGCUGCGGACAUGCAACGGCAGCCCAAGGCUCUGCUGCAGCAGCACUGCCUUAAAGCCCUCUGGCCCGCUCCCAAGUACACGAAGCUUCCAGGAAGCAGCGGCGCAGGGAAGUUUAGCUACUCGGUGACUGUGGUACGUCAGGGGGGCAGGGGAGGAGGGGGUAAGGGAGGAGGAGCGGGAGGGGGGAAAGGAGGGGGAGUGGGGGUAGGGCCAAUCACGUUCCAGGUGCCAGCAGCGGAGGAUGGGUUUGAGAGUGUGUCAGAGGCUCAAAACGCAGUGGCGCUUCUGGCACUGCACGCCCUCCUGCCCCACAUGCCGCUGCACCAUCAGCUUGUUUCUCCCUACCGAGAGCAGUGGCUGGAGCUGGCAGAGAAAGCAGCUAUUCCAUUCUCACAUGUCUCCCUCCCAGAUGCUGCAGAGACGAGCAGCAGCAGCGCAGCUGCAGCAGCAGAGGCAGCAGCCAGGCACCAAAUCAAGUUCGCUGCAGCACUCGUGGAUAAAGAGAUUAGGGCUAGGGAGGCCGCUGCUGCUGGUGGUACUGGUGCUGAUGGUGCUGGUGGUGGCGAUGCUGAGGAGAGCCCAUUCAAGGGUGCAGAAAAAGAGAAGUCGAUGGGAGGAGGGCAGAAGAAGCAAAAAAUCCCUUUCCUUGGGCAAGAGGAAGUCCCGGCUGUGGUGCGCAAGAGGGAGGCUCGGAGGCGGGAGCUGCAGCAGCGGUGGUACCAGUGGCAGGGCCUGGCAGUUGGAGGGGCAGGCGGGGCAGGAGGAACAGGAGGAACAGGAGUCACAUUGUUUCUCUCUCUCCCCUAUCUCCCCAUUGUUCCCCUCCCAGGCCCGGUUGUGGUGCGCAGGAGGGAGGCUCAGAGCCGGGAACUGCAGCAGCGGUGGCGCCAGUGGCAGGCCCUGGCAAUUGGAGGGGCAGGCGGGGCAGGAGGAACAGGAGGAACCAACAGAGAGGCAAUGGAAACAAGUGAGAGGAGGGCGAUGCAGGAGAUGAAGAGGAAGCGGGGAGAGCUACCGAUGGCAGCAGUGAGGGAGGAGGUGGUGCAGGCGUUGAGGGAGGGGGAUGUGGUGGUGGUGAGUGGGGAGACCGGGUCGGGCAAGACCACACAGGUGCCGCAGUAUAUCUUUGAAGAGGCGGAAGCUUCCGGGAAGGCGGGGUUCUGCAAUAUCGUGUGCACGCAGCCUCGACGAAUUGCUGCCAUAUCGGUGGCAGAGCGAGUGGCAGCAGAGCGGUGUGAGCCCCCCAUAGGGAGUGGCGGCAGGGGAGGUGGUGGUGCAGCAGGCGUGGUGGGGUACCAUGUGAGGCUGGACGCUGUCAAAACAUGGUAUACGCGCAUACUGUUCUGCACCACGGGAAUCUUAUUGAGGCGACUAGUGGGCGACCCUCUCCUGUCAGACGUGACGCACGUGGUGGUGGACGAGGUGCAUGAGCGCUCCAUCCAGGGCGACUUCCUCCUCGUCAUCCUCCGAGACCUGCUGGCCCGCCGCCAACACAUGAGACGACAAAUGCCACACCUCCCUGUGUUAAAGCUCGUGCUCAUGUCAGCCACUCUGGAUGCGUCUCUCUUCGCCUCCUACUUCUCCGGCUGCCCGGUCAUUCAAGCCCAGGGCCGGACCUUCCCCGUGGAGAUGAAAUAUCUAGAAGACGUGUAUGAGAGCACGGGGUACAAGCUCUCUUCCGACUCUCCAGCUGCUCUCAGAUCGGAAUCCAAUCAGUCCCGCGCCAAGGGCUCCAAGGCAGCAGCGGGAGGCGGUAGCAAGACCAAGCAGAAACUGCUGAAGGCGGGAUGGGGCGAUGAUGCUUCCCUGCAGGCUGAAACAGUGAAUCCGGAUUACGAUGCCUCGCGAUACAGCGACUACAGCGACAGCACCCGGAAAAAUCUGCGCAGAGUGGACGAGGGGACGAUAGACUACGAGCUACUGGAGGACGUGGUUUCUCACAUCGACUCCACAUGCGGCCCAGGAGCCAUCCUCGUCUUUCUGCCUGGCAUGGGCGAGAUCCAGUACCUGUGGGACAGGCUGGCAGCCUCGAGGCAGUUUGGGGCGCCGGGGAAGGUGGAGUGGCUGCUGCCUCUGCACUCGUCCGUGUCGGCUGCUGAGCAGCGAACAGCAUUCAACAGCCCUCCCAGUGGCGUGCGCAAGGUGGUACUGGCGACCAACAUAGCGGAGACGAGUAUCACCAUUGACGAUGUGGUGUAUGUGGUGGACGUGGGCAAGCAGAAGGAGACGCAGUUUGAUGCCAGGAGGGGCAUGACCAGUCUGGUGGAGGCGUGGGUGGCCAAGGCCAACGUGAGGCAGAGGGCGGGCAGGGCGGGGCGAGUGCAGGCAGGACGGUACCUCGUCCAGUCCCCUUCCCACUUCUCCCACCAUUCCCACUCCUCCCACUGUUCAUACAUCACAGGGCAUGACCAGUCUGGUGGAGGCGUGGGUGGCCAAGGCCAACGUGAGGCAGAGGGCGGGCAGGGCGGGGCGAGUGCAGGCAGGACGGGCAUGACCAGUCUGGUGGAGGCGUGGGUGGCCAAGGCCAACGUGAGGCAGAGGGCGGGCAGGGCGGGGCGAGUGCAGGCAGGACGGUACCUCGUCCAGUCCCCUUCCCACUUCUCCCACCAUUCCCACUCCUCCCACUGUUCAUACAUCACAGGGCAUGACCAGUCUGGUGGAGGCGUGGGUGGCCAAGGCCAACGUGAGGCAGAGGGCGGGCAGGGCGGGGCGAGUGCAGGCAGGACGGGCAUGACCAGUCUGGUGGAGGCGUGGGUGGCCAAGGCCAACGUGAGGCAGAGGGCGGGCAGGGCGGGGCGAGUGCAGGCAGGACGGUACCUCGUCCAGUCCCCUUCCCACUUCUCCCACCAUUCCCACUCCUCCCACUGUUCAUACAUCACAGGGCAUGACCAGUCUGGUGGAGGCGUGGGUGGCCAAGGCCAACGUGAGGCAGAGGGCGGGCAGGGCGGGGCGAGUGCAGGCAGGACGGGCAUGACCAGUCUGGUGGAGGCGUGGGUGGCCAAGGCCAACGUGAGGCAGAGGGCGGGCAGGGCGGGGCGAGUGCAGGCAGGACGGUACCUCGUCCAGUCCCCUUCCCACUUCUCCCACCAUUCCCACUCCUCCCACUGUUCAUACAUCACAGGGCAUGACCAGUCUGGUGGAGGCGUGGGUGGCCAAGGCCAACGUGAGGCAGAGGGCGGGCAGGGCGGGGCGAGUGCAGGCAGGACGGGCAUGACCAGUCUGGUGGAGGCGUGGGUGGCCAAGGCCAACGUGAGGCAGAGGGCGGGCAGGGCGGGGCGAGUGCAGGCAGGACGGUACCUCGUCCAGUCCCCUUCCCACUUCUCCCACCAUUCCCACUCCUCCCACUGUUCAUACAUCACAGGGCAUGACCAGUCUGGUGGAGGCGUGGGUGGCCAAGGCCAACGUGAGGCAGAGGGCGGGCAGGGCGGGGCGAGUGCAGGCAGGACGGGCAUGACCAGUCUGGUGGAGGCGUGGGUGGCCAAGGCCAACGUGAGGCAGAGGGCGGGCAGGGCGGGGCGAGUGCAGGCAGGACGGUACCUCGUCCAGUCCCCUUCCCACUUCUCCCACCAUUCCCACUCCUCCCACUGUUCAUACAUCACAGGGCAUGACCAGUCUGGUGGAGGCGUGGGUGGCCAAGGCCAACGUGAGGCAGAGGGCGGGCAGGGCGGGGCGAGUGCAGGCAGGACGGGCAUGACCAGUCUGGUGGAGGCGUGGGUGGCCAAGGCCAACGUGAGGCAGAGGGCGGGCAGGGCGGGGCGAGUGCAGGCAGGACGGUACCUCGUCCAGUCCCCUUCCCACUUCUCCCACCAUUCCCACUCCUCCCACUGUUCAUACAUCACAGGGCAUGACCAGUCUGGUGGAGGCGUGGGUGGCCAAGGCCAACGUGAGGCAGAGGGCGGGCAGGGCGGGGCGAGUGCAGGCAGGACGGGCAUGACCAGUCUGGUGGAGGCGUGGGUGGCCAAGGCCAACGUGAGGCAGAGGGCGGGCAGGGCGGGGCGAGUGCAGGCAGGACGGUACCUCGUCCAGUCCCCUUCCCACUUCUCCCACCAUUCCCACUCCUCCCACUGUUCAUACAUCACAGGGCAUGACCAGUCUGGUGGAGGCGUGGGUGGCCAAGGCCAACGUGAGGCAGAGGGCGGGCAGGGCGGGGCGAGUGCAGGCAGGACGGGCAUGACCAGUCUGGUGGAGGCGUGGGUGGCCAAGGCCAACGUGAGGCAGAGGGCGGGCAGGGCGGGGCGAGUGCAGGCAGGACGGUACCUCGUCCAGUCCCCUUCCCACUUCUCCCACCAUUCCCACUCCUCCCACUGUUCAUACAUCACAGGGCAUGACCAGUCUGGUGGAGGCGUGGGUGGCCAAGGCCAACGUGAGGCAGAGGGCGGGCAGGGCGGGGCGAGUGCAGGCAGGACGGGCAUGACCAGUCUGGUGGAGGCGUGGGUGGCCAAGGCCAACGUGAGGCAGAGGGCGGGCAGGGCGGGGCGAGUGCAGGCAGGACGGUACCUCGUCCAGUCCCCUUCCCACUUCUCCCACCAUUCCCACUCCUCCCACUGUUCAUACAUCACAGGGCAUGACCAGUCUGGUGGAGGCGUGGGUGGCCAAGGCCAACGUGAGGCAGAGGGCGGGCAGGGCGGGGCGAGUGCAGGCAGGACGGGCAUGACCAGUCUGGUGGAGGCGUGGGUGGCCAAGGCCAACGUGAGGCAGAGGGCGGGCAGGGCGGGGCGAGUGCAGGCAGGACGGUACCUCGUCCAGUCCCCUUCCCACUUCUCCCACCAUUCCCACUCCUCCCACUGUUCAUACAUCACAGGGCAUGACCAGUCUGGUGGAGGCGUGGGUGGCCAAGGCCAACGUGAGGCAGAGGGCGGGCAGGGCGGGGCGAGUGCAGGCAGGACGGGCAUGACCAGUCUGGUGGAGGCGUGGGUGGCCAAGGCCAACGUGAGGCAGAGGGCGGGCAGGGCGGGGCGAGUGCAGGCAGGACGGUACCUCGUCCAGUCCCCUUCCCACUUCUCCCACCAUUCCCACUCCUCCCACUGUUCAUACAUCACAGGGCAUGACCAGUCUGGUGGAGGCGUGGGUGGCCAAGGCCAACGUGAGGCAGAGGGCGGGCAGGGCGGGGCGAGUGCAGGCAGGACGGGCAUGACCAGUCUGGUGGAGGCGUGGGUGGCCAAGGCCAACGUGAGGCAGAGGGCGGGCAGGGCGGGGCGAGUGCAGGCAGGACGGUACCUCGUCCAGUCCCCUUCCCACUUCUCCCACCAUUCCCACUCCUCCCACUGUUCAUACAUCACAGGGCAUGACCAGUCUGGUGGAGGCGUGGGUGGCCAAGGCCAACGUGAGGCAGAGGGCGGGCAGGGCGGGGCGAGUGCAGGCAGGACGGGCAUGACCAGUCUGGUGGAGGCGUGGGUGGCCAAGGCCAACGUGAGGCAGAGGGCGGGCAGGGCGGGGCGAGUGCAGGCAGGACGGUACCUCGUCCAGUCCCCUUCCCACUUCUCCCACCAUUCCCACUCCUCCCACUGUUCAUACAUCACAGGGCAUGACCAGUCUGGUGGAGGCGUGGGUGGCCAAGGCCAACGUGAGGCAGAGGGCGGGCAGGGCGGGGCGAGUGCAGGCAGGACGGGCAUGACCAGUCUGGUGGAGGCGUGGGUGGCCAAGGCCAACGUGAGGCAGAGGGCGGGCAGGGCGGGGCGAGUGCAGGCAGGACGGUACCUCGUCCAGUCCCCUUCCCACUUCUCCCACCAUUCCCACUCCUCCCACUGUUCAUACAUCACAGGGCAUGACCAGUCUGGUGGAGGCGUGGGUGGCCAAGGCCAACGUGAGGCAGAGGGCGGGCAGGGCGGGGCGAGUGCAGGCAGGACGGGCAUGACCAGUCUGGUGGAGGCGUGGGUGGCCAAGGCCAACGUGAGGCAGAGGGCGGGCAGGGCGGGGCGAGUGCAGGCAGGACGGUACCUCGUCCAGUCCCCUUCCCACUUCUCCCACCAUUCCCACUCCUCCCACUGUUCAUACAUCACAGGGCAUGACCAGUCUGGUGGAGGCGUGGGUGGCCAAGGCCAACGUGAGGCAGAGGGCGGGCAGGGCGGGGCGAGUGCAGGCAGGACGGGCAUGACCAGUCUGGUGGAGGCGUGGGUGGCCAAGGCCAACGUGAGGCAGAGGGCGGGCAGGGCGGGGCGAGUGCAGGCAGGACGGUACCUCGUCCAGUCCCCUUCCCACUUCUCCCACCAUUCCCACUCCUCCCACUGUUCAUACAUCACAGGGCAUGACCAGUCUGGUGGAGGCGUGGGUGGCCAAGGCCAACGUGAGGCAGAGGGCGGGCAGGGCGGGGCGAGUGCAGGCAGGACGGGCAUGACCAGUCUGGUGGAGGCGUGGGUGGCCAAGGCCAACGUGAGGCAGAGGGCGGGCAGGGCGGGGCGAGUGCAGGCAGGACGGUACCUCGUCCAGUCCCCUUCCCACUUCUCCCACCAUUCCCACUCCUCCCACUGUUCAUACAUCACAGGGCAUGACCAGUCUGGUGGAGGCGUGGGUGGCCAAGGCCAACGUGAGGCAGAGGGCGGGCAGGGCGGGGCGAGUGCAGGCAGGACGGGCAUGACCAGUCUGGUGGAGGCGUGGGUGGCCAAGGCCAACGUGAGGCAGAGGGCGGGCAGGGCGGGGCGAGUGCAGGCAGGACGGUACCUCGUCCAGUCCCCUUCCCACUUCUCCCACCAUUCCCACUCCUCCCACUGUUCAUACAUCACAGGGCAUGACCAGUCUGGUGGAGGCGUGGGUGGCCAAGGCCAACGUGAGGCAGAGGGCGGGCAGGGCGGGGCGAGUGCAGGCAGGACGGGCAUGACCAGUCUGGUGGAGGCGUGGGUGGCCAAGGCCAACGUGAGGCAGAGGGCGGGCAGGGCGGGGCGAGUGCAGGCAGGACGGUACCUCGUCCAGUCCCCUUCCCACUUCUCCCACCAUUCCCACUCCUCCCACUGUUCAUACAUCACAGGGCAUGACCAGUCUGGUGGAGGCGUGGGUGGCCAAGGCCAACGUGAGGCAGAGGGCGGGCAGGGCGGGGCGAGUGCAGGCAGGACGGGCAUGACCAGUCUGGUGGAGGCGUGGGUGGCCAAGGCCAACGUGAGGCAGAGGGCGGGCAGGGCGGGGCGAGUGCAGGCAGGACGGUACCUCGUCCAGUCCCCUUCCCACUUCUCCCACCAUUCCCACUCCUCCCACUGUUCAUACAUCACAGGGCAUGACCAGUCUGGUGGAGGCGUGGGUGGCCAAGGCCAACGUGAGGCAGAGGGCGGGCAGGGCGGGGCGAGUGCAGGCAGGACGGGCAUGACCAGUCUGGUGGAGGCGUGGGUGGCCAAGGCCAACGUGAGGCAGAGGGCGGGCAGGGCGGGGCGAGUGCAGGCAGGACGGUACCUCGUCCAGUCCCCUUCCCACUUCUCCCACCAUUCCCACUCCUCCCACUGUUCAUACAUCACAGGGCAUGACCAGUCUGGUGGAGGCGUGGGUGGCCAAGGCCAACGUGAGGCAGAGGGCGGGCAGGGCGGGGCGAGUGCAGGCAGGACGGGCAUGACCAGUCUGGUGGAGGCGUGGGUGGCCAAGGCCAACGUGAGGCAGAGGGCGGGCAGGGCGGGGCGAGUGCAGGCAGGACGGUACCUCGUCCAGUCCCCUUCCCACUUCUCCCACCAUUCCCACUCCUCCCACUGUUCAUACAUCACAGGGCAUGACCAGUCUGGUGGAGGCGUGGGUGGCCAAGGCCAACGUGAGGCAGAGGGCGGGCAGGGCGGGGCGAGUGCAGGCAGGACGGGCAUGACCAGUCUGGUGGAGGCGUGGGUGGCCAAGGCCAACGUGAGGCAGAGGGCGGGCAGGGCGGGGCGAGUGCAGGCAGGACGGUACCUCGUCCAGUCCCCUUCCCACUUCUCCCACCAUUCCCACUCCUCCCACUGUUCAUACAUCACAGGGCAUGACCAGUCUGGUGGAGGCGUGGGUGGCCAAGGCCAACGUGAGGCAGAGGGCGGGCAGGGCGGGGCGAGUGCAGGCAGGACGGGCAUGACCAGUCUGGUGGAGGCGUGGGUGGCCAAGGCCAACGUGAGGCAGAGGGCGGGCAGGGCGGGGCGAGUGCAGGCAGGACGGUACCUCGUCCAGUCCCCUUCCCACUUCUCCCACCAUUCCCACUCCUCCCACUGUUCAUACAUCACAGGGCAUGACCAGUCUGGUGGAGGCGUGGGUGGCCAAGGCCAACGUGAGGCAGAGGGCGGGCAGGGCGGGGCGAGUGCAGGCAGGACGGGCAUGACCAGUCUGGUGGAGGCGUGGGUGGCCAAGGCCAACGUGAGGCAGAGGGCGGGCAGGGCGGGGCGAGUGCAGGCAGGACGGUACCUCGUCCAGUCCCCUUCCCACUUCUCCCACCAUUCCCACUCCUCCCACUGUUCAUACAUCACAGGGCAUGACCAGUCUGGUGGAGGCGUGGGUGGCCAAGGCCAACGUGAGGCAGAGGGCGGGCAGGGCGGGGCGAGUGCAGGCAGGACGGGCAUGACCAGUCUGGUGGAGGCGUGGGUGGCCAAGGCCAACGUGAGGCAGAGGGCGGGCAGGGCGGGGCGAGUGCAGGCAGGACGGUACCUCGUCCAGUCCCCUUCCCACUUCUCCCACCAUUCCCACUCCUCCCACUGUUCAUACAUCACAGGGCAUGACCAGUCUGGUGGAGGCGUGGGUGGCCAAGGCCAACGUGAGGCAGAGGGCGGGCAGGGCGGGGCGAGUGCAGGCAGGACGGGCAUGACCAGUCUGGUGGAGGCGUGGGUGGCCAAGGCCAACGUGAGGCAGAGGGCGGGCAGGGCGGGGCGAGUGCAGGCAGGACGGUACCUCGUCCAGUCCCCUUCCCACUUCUCCCACCAUUCCCACUCCUCCCACUGUUCAUACAUCACAGGGCAUGACCAGUCUGGUGGAGGCGUGGGUGGCCAAGGCCAACGUGAGGCAGAGGGCGGGCAGGGCGGGGCGAGUGCAGGCAGGACGGGCAUGACCAGUCUGGUGGAGGCGUGGGUGGCCAAGGCCAACGUGAGGCAGAGGGCGGGCAGGGCGGGGCGAGUGCAGGCAGGACGGUACCUCGUCCAGUCCCCUUCCCACUUCUCCCACCAUUCCCACUCCUCCCACUGUUCAUACAUCACAGGGCAUGACCAGUCUGGUGGAGGCGUGGGUGGCCAAGGCCAACGUGAGGCAGAGGGCGGGCAGGGCGGGGCGAGUGCAGGCAGGACGGGCAUGACCAGUCUGGUGGAGGCGUGGGUGGCCAAGGCCAACGUGAGGCAGAGGGCGGGCAGGGCGGGGCGAGUGCAGGCAGGACGGUACCUCGUCCAGUCCCCUUCCCACUUCUCCCACCAUUCCCACUCCUCCCACUGUUCAUACAUCACAGGGCAUGACCAGUCUGGUGGAGGCGUGGGUGGCCAAGGCCAACGUGAGGCAGAGGGCGGGCAGGGCGGGGCGAGUGCAGGCAGGACGGGCAUGACCAGUCUGGUGGAGGCGUGGGUGGCCAAGGCCAACGUGAGGCAGAGGGCGGGCAGGGCGGGGCGAGUGCAGGCAGGACGGUACCUCGUCCAGUCCCCUUCCCACUUCUCCCACCAUUCCCACUCCUCCCACUGUUCAUACAUCACAGGGCAUGACCAGUCUGGUGGAGGCGUGGGUGGCCAAGGCCAACGUGAGGCAGAGGGCGGGCAGGGCGGGGCGAGUGCAGGCAGGACGGGCAUGACCAGUCUGGUGGAGGCGUGGGUGGCCAAGGCCAACGUGAGGCAGAGGGCGGGCAGGGCGGGGCGAGUGCAGGCAGGACGGUACCUCGUCCAGUCCCCUUCCCACUUCUCCCACCAUUCCCACUCCUCCCACUGUUCAUACAUCACAGGGCAUGACCAGUCUGGUGGAGGCGUGGGUGGCCAAGGCCAACGUGAGGCAGAGGGCGGGCAGGGCGGGGCGAGUGCAGGCAGGACGGGCAUGACCAGUCUGGUGGAGGCGUGGGUGGCCAAGGCCAACGUGAGGCAGAGGGCGGGCAGGGCGGGGCGAGUGCAGGCAGGACGGUACCUCGUCCAGUCCCCUUCCCACUUCUCCCACCAUUCCCACUCCUCCCACUGUUCAUACAUCACAGGGCAUGACCAGUCUGGUGGAGGCGUGGGUGGCCAAGGCCAACGUGAGGCAGAGGGCGGGCAGGGCGGGGCGAGUGCAGGCAGGACGGGCAUGACCAGUCUGGUGGAGGCGUGGGUGGCCAAGGCCAACGUGAGGCAGAGGGCGGGCAGGGCGGGGCGAGUGCAGGCAGGACGGUACCUCGUCCAGUCCCCUUCCCACUUCUCCCACCAUUCCCACUCCUCCCACUGUUCAUACAUCACAGGGCAUGACCAGUCUGGUGGAGGCGUGGGUGGCCAAGGCCAACGUGAGGCAGAGGGCGGGCAGGGCGGGGCGAGUGCAGGCAGGACGGGCAUGACCAGUCUGGUGGAGGCGUGGGUGGCCAAGGCCAACGUGAGGCAGAGGGCGGGCAGGGCGGGGCGAGUGCAGGCAGGACGGUACCUCGUCCAGUCCCCUUCCCACUUCUCCCACCAUUCCCACUCCUCCCACUGUUCAUACAUCACAGGGCAUGACCAGUCUGGUGGAGGCGUGGGUGGCCAAGGCCAACGUGAGGCAGAGGGCGGGCAGGGCGGGGCGAGUGCAGGCAGGACGGGCAUGACCAGUCUGGUGGAGGCGUGGGUGGCCAAGGCCAACGUGAGGCAGAGGGCGGGCAGGGCGGGGCGAGUGCAGGCAGGACGGUACCUCGUCCAGUCCCCUUCCCACUUCUCCCACCAUUCCCACUCCUCCCACUGUUCAUACAUCACAGGGCAUGACCAGUCUGGUGGAGGCGUGGGUGGCCAAGGCCAACGUGAGGCAGAGGGCGGGCAGGGCGGGGCGAGUGCAGGCAGGACGGGCAUGACCAGUCUGGUGGAGGCGUGGGUGGCCAAGGCCAACGUGAGGCAGAGGGCGGGCAGGGCGGGGCGAGUGCAGGCAGGACGGUACCUCGUCCAGUCCCCUUCCCACUUCUCCCACCAUUCCCACUCCUCCCACUGUUCAUACAUCACAGGGCAUGACCAGUCUGGUGGAGGCGUGGGUGGCCAAGGCCAACGUGAGGCAGAGGGCGGGCAGGGCGGGGCGAGUGCAGGCAGGACGGGCAUGACCAGUCUGGUGGAGGCGUGGGUGGCCAAGGCCAACGUGAGGCAGAGGGCGGGCAGGGCGGGGCGAGUGCAGGCAGGACGGUACCUCGUCCAGUCCCCUUCCCACUUCUCCCACCAUUCCCACUCCUCCCACUGUUCAUACAUCACAGGGCAUGACCAGUCUGGUGGAGGCGUGGGUGGCCAAGGCCAACGUGAGGCAGAGGGCGGGCAGGGCGGGGCGAGUGCAGGCAGGACGGGCAUGACCAGUCUGGUGGAGGCGUGGGUGGCCAAGGCCAACGUGAGGCAGAGGGCGGGCAGGGCGGGGCGAGUGCAGGCAGGACGGUACCUCGUCCAGUCCCCUUCCCACUUCUCCCACCAUUCCCACUCCUCCCACUGUUCAUACAUCACAGGGCAUGACCAGUCUGGUGGAGGCGUGGGUGGCCAAGGCCAACGUGAGGCAGAGGGCGGGCAGGGCGGGGCGAGUGCAGGCAGGACGGGCAUGACCAGUCUGGUGGAGGCGUGGGUGGCCAAGGCCAACGUGAGGCAGAGGGCGGGCAGGGCGGGGCGAGUGCAGGCAGGACGGUACCUCGUCCAGUCCCCUUCCCACUUCUCCCACCAUUCCCACUCCUCCCACUGUUCAUACAUCACAGGGCAUGACCAGUCUGGUGGAGGCGUGGGUGGCCAAGGCCAACGUGAGGCAGAGGGCGGGCAGGGCGGGGCGAGUGCAGGCAGGACGGGCAUGACCAGUCUGGUGGAGGCGUGGGUGGCCAAGGCCAACGUGAGGCAGAGGGCGGGCAGGGCGGGGCGAGUGCAGGCAGGACGGUACCUCGUCCAGUCCCCUUCCCACUUCUCCCACCAUUCCCACUCCUCCCACUGUUCAUACAUCACAGGGCAUGACCAGUCUGGUGGAGGCGUGGGUGGCCAAGGCCAACGUGAGGCAGAGGGCGGGCAGGGCGGGGCGAGUGCAGGCAGGACGGGCAUGACCAGUCUGGUGGAGGCGUGGGUGGCCAAGGCCAACGUGAGGCAGAGGGCGGGCAGGGCGGGGCGAGUGCAGGCAGGACGGUACCUCGUCCAGUCCCCUUCCCACUUCUCCCACCAUUCCCACUCCUCCCACUGUUCAUACAUCACAGGGCAUGACCAGUCUGGUGGAGGCGUGGGUGGCCAAGGCCAACGUGAGGCAGAGGGCGGGCAGGGCGGGGCGAGUGCAGGCAGGACGGGCAUGACCAGUCUGGUGGAGGCGUGGGUGGCCAAGGCCAACGUGAGGCAGAGGGCGGGCAGGGCGGGGCGAGUGCAGGCAGGACGGUACCUCGUCCAGUCCCCUUCCCACUUCUCCCACCAUUCCCACUCCUCCCACUGUUCAUACAUCACAGGGCAUGACCAGUCUGGUGGAGGCGUGGGUGGCCAAGGCCAACGUGAGGCAGAGGGCGGGCAGGGCGGGGCGAGUGCAGGCAGGACGGGCAUGACCAGUCUGGUGGAGGCGUGGGUGGCCAAGGCCAACGUGAGGCAGAGGGCGGGCAGGGCGGGGCGAGUGCAGGCAGGACGGUACCUCGUCCAGUCCCCUUCCCACUUCUCCCACCAUUCCCACUCCUCCCACUGUUCAUACAUCACAGGGCAUGACCAGUCUGGUGGAGGCGUGGGUGGCCAAGGCCAACGUGAGGCAGAGGGCGGGCAGGGCGGGGCGAGUGCAGGCAGGACGGGCAUGACCAGUCUGGUGGAGGCGUGGGUGGCCAAGGCCAACGUGAGGCAGAGGGCGGGCAGGGCGGGGCGAGUGCAGGCAGGACGUCUGGUGGAGGCGUGGGUGGCCAAGGCCAACGUGAGGCAGAGGGCGGGCAGGGCGGGGCGAGUGCAGGCAGGACGGUACUUUGCCCUCUUCACCCGCCACCGCUUUGAUGCCAUCAUGCGGCCCUUCCAGCAACCGGAGAUCCAGCGAGUGCCUCUGGUGGAGCUGUGCCUGCAGAUCAAGCUGCUGGACCUCGGCACACCAGCGCAGUUCCUCAGCAAGGCCAUAGAGCCGCCCAAGGAGGAGGCGGUGAGGAGUGCGAUGAAGACUCUGAGGGAGGUGGGGGCGGUGGACGAGCGGGAGGAGCUCACUGCUCUUGGUACACAUCUGGCUGCUCUGCCUGUUGACGUUCGCAUUGGCAAGAUGAUGAUCUACGGGGCGGUCAUGGGGUGUCUCAGCACGGCGCUCACCAUCGCUGCCUGCCUCAGCUACCGCUCCCCAUUCUCCUCCUCCUUCCACGAUCGCAAAGCAGCCGCCAGGGCAAGGCAAGCACUUGUGGCCAAAGCUCGAGAGGCCAACCCCGAUGCAAGCUCACAGGAAGCAGCAAGAGGCAGGCAGGGAGAGAAGGGGAGCUGGGAUGAUGGCGAUAGUGAGGAUGAGGAGGAGGAUGAAGGGGGCUGGGAGUCAAAGGUAGAAACAGAGACUGCAGGGGGGAAGGGAGAGGGAGGAGCAGGUGCGAGUGGGAAUGACUGGGCAUGGAACAUGGCACGGGGGCAGCAGUCCGACCAUCUGGCUAUGGCCUCAGCCUUCAACGGCUGGGUGCUGGCUCUUCAGAGGGGCAGCAGGGCAGCAAGGGAGUUCUGUCAAAAACAUCACCUCAGCAUUCCUGCUCUGCUCAUGCUGCGGGACAUGAGAGUGCAGUUUGCUCGACUGCUCAUGGACAUUGGCUUUCUACGGCAGCCCAGCAAGGCGCCUGCGAGCAGGGGUUUUGAUUGGCUGGAUGAGUCCACCCAGCUCUGGAACCGAUGCUCUAUGAGUGCGCCUGCUGUGAAGGCUGUUCUCUGUGCUGGCCUCUACCCCAACGUUGCAAUGAUGGCACGUGACUCUAUCGAAGCUGCGCACUGUUCACACGCGUCAGACCUCGCACACGUGGCAGGGGCGUCCGGGCGGCCGCGGUGGGUCACUUCGACAGGGGCUGAGGUGGCGAUCCACCCGUCUUCGGUCAAUGAGGCUGUCUCGGUGUUCCGCGCUCCCUUCCUUGUCUUCCAUGAAAAGGUCAAGACAUCUCGAGUGUAUAUCCGCGACUGCACUGUUGUUUCUCCAGCAGCCAUUCUUCUGUUUGGCGGACCAAUCAUGGUCCACCAUCAGAGAGCGCGAGUGUCAGUGGAUGGUUGGUUGGACCUCGUUGCUCCGGCUCAGACUGCUGUUCUCUUCAAGGCCAUCCGCGGGUCGUUUGACACUAUCCUUCGUCGACAUAUCCUUCAAUCUCAG
Molecule: messenger RNA, 15699 nt
Organism: Closterium sp. Naga37s-1
Lineage: Eukaryota; Viridiplantae; Streptophyta; Zygnematophyceae; Desmidiales; Closteriaceae
Source: the annotation of a GenBank genome assembly